ACAAUCGAUCCAAGCGGCCCAUCAGACGGGCUCUGAUUCGCAAUUUUUUUCUAAAUUUUAGUCCGACCAAAUUUUCGUACUCAAGUUCUUUUAGAUUCAUAGUUUUAUUUAUUUCUUUUUACACCGGAUUUAUCAAAAUUAUCAGUAUACAUCAUGCAGAGGGAGUGCAUUUCGGUGCACGUGGGGCAGGCGGGCGUGCAGAUGGGCGUGGCGUGCUGGCAGCUGUACUGCCUCGAGCACGGCAUCCGGCCCGACGGGACGCUGCCCGCCUGCGACUCCGACCCCAACGGGGCGGAUUCCUGCUUCAAUACUUUCUUCUCGGAGGCGGAUAGGGGCAAGAUGGUGCCGAGGGUCGUCAUGGUGGACCUGGAGGCUACUGUUAUCGAUGAGGUCCGCACGGGAGAAUACCGUCAGCUCUACCACCCUGAGCAGCUGAUCACGGGCAAAGAGGACGCGGCGAACAAUUACGCGCGAGGACAUUACUCCACCGGUCGCGAGGUUCUUGGACCUGUUAUGGAACGCGUCAGGAAGCUGGCUGACCAAUGCACGGGAUUACAGGGUUUCUUCGUGUUCCACUCGUUUGGCGGCGGCACCGGCUCCGGCUUCACGUCGCUACUCAUGGAGAAGCUAUCUGACGAGUUCGGCAAGAAGAGCAAACUGGAGUUCGCUAUUUACCCGGCACCACAAGUAUCAACAGCAGUGGUAGAGCCGUACAACGCGGUGCUGACGACACACGCGACCAUCGGCCACUCGGAUUGUGCCUUCAUGGUGGACAACGAGGCCAUCUACGAUAUCUGCCGGAGGCGGCUGUCCAUCGAGCGACCUUCGUAUGCCAAUCUGAACAGACUUAUAUCACAGGUGGUGUCGUCAAUCACAGCGUCUCUGCGAUUCGACGGCGCGCUCAAUGUGGACCUGACCGAGUUCCAGACUAACCUGGUGCCGUACCCGCGCAUUCACUUCCCACUUGCCGCCUAUGCGCCUGUCGUUUCAGCUGACAAGGCAUACCACGAAGGCAUGUCAGUCUCAGAGAUCACAGCAGAACUGUUCGAGCCUCAGAACCAGAUGGUGAAGUGCGACCCUCGCGACGGGAAGUACAUGGCUUGCUGCCUGUUGUACCGGGGGGACGUCGUGCCCAAGGAUGUCAACGCUGCUAUCGCGGCCAUGAAGGGACGCGCGGGUAUCCGGUUCGUGGACUGGUGUCCUACGGGAUUCAAGGUGGGCAUAAACUACCAGCCCCCAUCGGUGGUGGUGGGCGGCGACCUGGCGCAGGUGAAGCGAGCCGCCUCCAUGCUGUCCAAUACCACCGCCAUCGCCGAGGCGUGGGGCAAGCUCGACCACAAGUUCGACCUCAUGUACUCCAAGCGGGCCUUCGUGCACUGGUACGUAGGCGAAGGUAUGGAAGAAGGCGAGUUUUCCGAAGCACGGGAGGACCUGGCGGCGCUCGAGCGGGACUACGACGAGGUCGCCAUCGAGACGUCCGACAUGCAGCCCGGCUGCGACGACGAGCUCUGACGUCACCGCCGCGACGUCAUCUGGCGCCGUUCAGUUGUGACGUCACGCGAACUCGCCGCAUGCGAUGCGAGACUGCCAGCUCCACGGUUUAACAAAGCUAAUAGAAAAUUGAGAUCAUGGAAAUGUGUCGCCGAACCAGACAAAAUUAUUGGAGGAAAAACUCGCGAUGUCUUCAGACUUCACAAACUUUGAAAUUUUGGAGAAUCUGUCUAAAGCUAUGUUGAAGAAUAACAGGCGAAGUUACACAAAGAAGUUCCAUAAUAUCUAGCCAAGAUGCUAUAGUACUCAACACAAUCCAGACCUACCAGCAAAUUUAUGCCUACCUGAUCCAUACCUAGCCGACUGUGCACAGUCCGCGUCGGACGCUGGCCUCAGCUGGCAGGCGGCCGGGCAGUCGUCGCCGGAGCGGACGCCCAAAACCGCGGCCGCUUUGAUAAUGUUAAAUAUGGCAGUUCAGUCGAAAUUAAUUAAAGGUACGAAAAUGUCCGCCGAGGUCGGGCGGUGCUCGAGUUGCCUCAGCUACUGAGGCGUGAAGGGAACGAAGAAACAAUGGAAGAUCGUGGAGUUGUACAGUUGCCUCUGACUUGUCACUUCUGUGGAAAACUAUCAAGAAAGAUCUAUCAAAUCUGAUAAUUAAGCCCGAGAACACUCCCUCACCGUUUUUCAGUUUCUUCUCCCAGCAGUCUUGCGACGUCUUUUAUAUUUUUUUUAUUUUUGGAUUUUUGCUAAAUUUUCUCAGCAAAUACUGGACGGAGAAACUAUAUUUUUGGAGAAUUUUACACAUUUUACUAUGUAUUUACGCAUGAUUUUUGGACGUGUUUUGUGGCGAAUCGCGCAGUGUGCGGAGGGAUCGCGUUAUUGUAAGUGUAAUGUGUAGUUUGUGUCCGUCCGUGUAUGUGUAAAACAAUGAAAAAUCGA
Messenger RNA from Ostrinia furnacalis (Asian corn borer), 2430 nucleotides. It is a transcript of the gene Tua3, whose product is annotated as alpha-tubulin. Gene Ontology annotation, molecular function: structural constituent of cytoskeleton; GTP binding. The coding region runs from base 154 to 1512 and encodes 452 amino acids. The transcript has 10 exons. Lineage: Eukaryota; Metazoa; Arthropoda; Insecta; Lepidoptera; Crambidae. The record is from RefSeq and is a predicted model, not a curated record. Gene Ontology annotation, cellular component: microtubule. Gene Ontology annotation, biological process: microtubule-based process.